CAUACGAAGCCACCGAUAAAACUUCUUUAUAUGUGUAUGUUUUGAUAUCGGGACGUGAGUGACAACCGCGCCACACACGGGUCUCAAAUUGACCAAGUUAAGUCUAAUACACGGUAGCACAAUGGUGUUUUAAUAAACUUACGAUCGUCGUGUUCAAAUAAUGUUAGUGUUACAUGUGAAUGACAUAAAAUGUGAAUAAGAACUCGCUAUCUUGUAGAGGCAAUGAGUUUUCUCAAGUAAUAAUUGCAUUGCGUGUUUAAUUAUUCAUUAAAACCGGUUUGAUGCUAGUCGGGUGCGUGAUACUGCUGUGAAGACGGUGUAGUAUUUGCGAUGGCGUUUUCACUUAACAAAUUGAAGAAUAUAUUGAACUCUAGCCGGGAUGGUCAGCUGGCGGGUAGCGGGAGCCUGGAGCCUGAGAUUGGGUUCAAGUUGUCCCUGCAUCCCCUCACCAAGAACCUGUACGUGACCGUUAUCGGCGCCCGGCACCUUCCGUCCUUGUUUGGGUUGAGUCGCGCCCAUGGGUACCUCGUUAAGGUCAAAGUUUUUCCGGGCGACAGCAAAUUUGAGACAACCCUACAAGAGAGCUCAUGGCCUGUGUGGAACGAAGACUUCAAAUUCCAUUUGAAGCCAAAAGAAACAACAAAGAAGUCGUCAGAAAAAACCAUCGACCUUCAGAACCAACUUGCGGGCCAUUUUUUGUCCCUAACCAUAUACGCUAUAUUAGAAUCUCCAAAACAAGAUGCUGACAAACGAAAAAGUAACAGUAAAACGCUAGAUGCAAAAAAGACGCCUAAAGUGACGGAUCAGGAAGAACCUAAAACGAAAUCGGGUUUUCUUGAGAAAACAUUUAGCAGUUUCAAAUCUACGAAAGUUGAAGCGAUAGCACAAAAAUCGAUAUUAGAAAAACGCAGAACGGUAGGAGCAGCCACGUGGAACUUUGAUUCCAAGUUAUUUCAGAAUGAUCUCAAGAAUGGCUUGAUUGGAACUCCGGAUAUUUGGAGACCAAUUAACGCUAUAGCAAGCGGACUCACCAGUAGCAACGAUGCCAGGAGAGAAAACAAGAAGGGACAACUGGAAGUGACAUUGCUGUACACGGCGAGUGAAGACGGGCUGAACGACAUAGUGCAGCUGACAAUUAACCGGCUGAGAUGCAGCGUGCAGACCAUGCAGGAACAGGAGCAGUUCAAAGCGAUGCUGUACCUAAAGGCGGCAAUAUUGGAAGCUAACAAAGCGGAAUGCUAUUGGAGGAGCGACAAGUUUGCCCCCACCAUCUCAGCCAGAUGGGAUCCUAAGACAUCCACCGUGAAGCUCUGCGCGUUCAAAGCCAACCUGAACAAAGUCAGCAUACACAUCAGCUUGGGUUGUAAGGCAAACACUUUGUCGAAGAAGGAUAUACUCGGCAGGGCAGUUGUAGAUGAGAAGUCAGCAUACUCCGACACGUGGAAGGAAUGCCUACGGCAGCCCGGCAUCCCUAAAACUUUCUGGGUAAACUUUGAGUGAUCACACAUGCUGUGAUAUUACGUGUUGUGGUUGUGGGGCGAUUAUUUCACUAUGAGACUAUGACCCGUGUCUGUUUGUAACACGGUUUCAAACUUAUGAGUCAGCUGUUUACAUAUUAAUGUUGUGAGACAAAGUAUACUUGGGGAUUACUUCGAAGUUACAGCUAUUACAUAAUAUUAAUUUCCACUAGUAAAUUAUCGAGCACUUGCUAUUGGUAUGAGUAAUCAAUUGCAUUGAUAUCGUUAUCUAUUGCGAGGAGAUAUAGAAAUGGCCAGUAUUUUGUAUUAUCAUUUGUAUGCGGGUUCGGUUUACUGCACAACAAUGUUAAUAUUAGAACAAUAUUAUAGUCAAACGACAUAUCUCUAAUACGACUAAGUAGUGUCAAAACUAGCUCCUGUAGGCUCUACACGAUAACCGCGCCGCGGCGCGAAUUAUAUCGAGGCCUUUGACCAAUAGCCGCUUGACGUCCAUCUACGUAGAUAGCAUUCGUAUAAUUUAUUGGUUGAAGCGCUCAAAUGGAAAAGCGCGGUUGUUAUGCAGAUCCGGCUGAUCAAUUUUCAACUUAUUUAAACGUUAUAAAAUCCGUGGAGCUUUUAGAUUUAACCUAAAUUUAGUAUACAGAUUAGACAAGAACUGAACAAAUAUUGAAGUGCUAUGAUGAAAUAACAUAUUUUUGCCAUUGCAUUGUUUAGUUUGCAGAGUUAUAGUCUCUCCCUUAUCUAGUAUUAAUGGAUUUCGGUCGCAUCAGUGUUAUUUAACAUUAAGUAUUCUAUAUUUUGAACGGACACGCUAAACAAAUACAGUUGACCAGAUCUUCAACCAUCAAAAUUGUAAGUAUAGUAGUCCAGAAUAAUUAAUCUGUCCUACUCGACCGUAAUGUGCGUCAAUCCAAUAAUUGUAGGUAACUCUGCAGCCUGCAUUGCAGUUAUGACGUUAAUUAGUAGCGCAGUAAGAGCUACUUGUGACGAACGUCAUCUUAUGUGAAGCACCAGCUUAUCAUUAUGUAGCAUGAUGUUGGAAACAUUAUUUGGUGUCGUUACAUUUUUGUUUUGAUUUACAUAAAGACAAAUUUAUACCCUAAAUACCUUGUGAUUGAAUUACAAAUACCUAUUAUUAUAUGCACAAAUGCACAAUGUGUCUUUACAUUUAUAAAUCUAGUUAUUAAGCAAAACAUUUCUAAUCUCCAAUGUGUGAUUUACGAGUAUCAGUAAGACUGUUGUUGUAUUCUAUACAUAUUACGUGUUUACAUUUAGUUCAUUGUUAUAUAACUUGUCACAUUUUUUUUUGUAUAUUUUUAUAAUGGAUUUUAUAAGUAACAUUAUUGCAGAAAUUCGCAAAUCAAAUAAGUAUCGAAAACUAUUGGGAUAUAGACAUAGACAAGACAAAAUUUAACGAUUUUUAUUUAGGUAUGUGUUUUAAGCAGUUUUGAUUACCUAUUAUAACUUUGUUUGUUUCUAGUAGUUGUGCAACUCCCUUUAAAAUUAUAGGUGCUUUAUUCAAACGACUAGUCUACGUUUAUACACCUAUUUGAAAUAUUUCGAAUGCCCUUGUUAUUUUUAGAUGAUUCAUUAUUUUCACUAAAAAAUAUUGGAGCUAGGAAAACUUUUGCCUAUUCUAAAUUGUUUGUGGUUGAUGACAUUAUUAUACUCAAAAAUUUUGUGAGCAAUACACAACUGAGUCCAGAGACCCAUUUAAUAAACAUUACGAUUAUAAAACACCUUUUUAAUUCAAUGUACACUGCAGAGCGUGUGAGCAAAUUUAUCAGAGACAUUAUAAAGCUUCAUAGUGGUGACGCAGUGAACACCGAAAUGUAACUGUAUCUUACAAUUGUAAUGUUGAUUAAGGCGUUACUCUUGUGUGAGUGAAAAGUCUCGAGGAGUAACCAAGGGCUUGUUACAACUACAAUAUGAGGUUUAAUAUGUGUCAUUAAAUCCUAUUUCUAUGCAUGUGACGUUGGGACAUAUCACCAUGAACGGAAUGCAUUCAUUUGCAUGUAUUUCAUUUAUCUUUGCGUCUCAAGGUUGUAGGGUCAAUGUGGAGGUAGUAAAAGGUUGUACCAAUGACGCAAGAAAUAUCGUUUUAAACGCGCACGUCAUUUGACCUGUACGUAUCACGGGCGUGAGACAGAGUUACUAAAUAGUUACUUCAGGUAAAGUCGAUUUGUUACUGACACCCCAGCCUCUAAUAUCAACGCUUGUACUUUGUAUACUUAUUUCGAUCUUAAACGGAAGCAUCUCAUUAUUUGAGGGGAAUACCAACAUUGGAAUAGGCCAUUUUGUCCUAUAUACAGGGUGUUAGUGACAUGGUAACGAAAACUUUGAGGGAUGAACCAGGCCAUGAUUCUGAGUUGAUAUCAAGUGGAAUUUUUCGUUGUAAAAGUAUGGAAUGGAAAAUAAUUAAAAAAAACAAAAAAUUCAUGAAUUUUCCGACAGCAAAUUUCACUUAAUAUCAACUCAGAAUCAUGGUCUGAAUCAUCCCCCUCAGUAUUCGUACGGUGUCACUAACACCCAUACCUACUUGUAUGGCUACCUGUAUGUACUGGUACGGGGUGUAAGUGACAUCGUAACGAAUACUGAAGGGGCUGAUUAAGUUCAUUAUUCUGAGUUAAUAUCAAGUGGAAUUUUCGAUCACAAAAGUAUAGAAUUGAAAAUAAUUAAAAAAAUACUAAAAAAAAACAUGAAUUUUGCGACGGAAAAUUCCACUUGAUUUUAACUCAGAAUCAUGGUCUGAAUCAUCCCCCUCAGUAUUCGUUACGAUGUCACUAACACCCAGUAUAUUUCUAAUGCAAGUCGUUAUUUUUCAUUUAUAAGUGGGUGUUAUUCAGUUUUUGCGGUCACUAGCGAGCUCCGUCCAGUCCCUAUUAUAACAAAUAAAAAUGGUGCUGAUUCCAUUAGACACCUCUUAAUUUUAUUUUAAGUUAUAUUUCCCUUUUUUAUCCCCCGAAAAGCAGGGAGACUUCUGAUUGCUAGCUGAUAAUUUUAAAAUGAAUGAGUGAAUGGAACAACAACCCGUAGAAAACCAAUAGACAUCUCGCCUCUAUGCUAUUCAUUUAACAUAAUAUGCUGUUAACUUAGUUAUGUCGGGUUAUACGCCAACGUUAUUAAACGUAAAGGUUUUUUUUAACAAUUCUGUUUCCAUAUUUUUUUAGCAUAUGAAUUACCCUUAUCAGCAGAUUAUAAGAUAAUGUAAGGUAUAACUUAAAAUAAAAUUAGGUCUGUCGUCUGUUGGGAUCAACACCAACUAUCUAUGCUUGACUUUCUGUCAACAGGGUGAAAUCAUGUUAUGACAACACUAUUCGAUUACUUGUAUGUUUUAUGACAACCUAGUUAUUCCAGGCAUUAUUUAUUAAACUAAUUUUAUUAAUGAUAUUUUGGUGGCUAAUUAUUGUUAUUUUUAUGUGACAUACAAUUUUAUAUAUUUUGAAAUAAAAUGUUGUAUUGAAACUCGUGUA
Pectinophora gossypiella (pink bollworm) is the source of this 4951-nucleotide messenger RNA. RefSeq lists its product as uncharacterized. The transcript is spliced from 4 exons. The record is from RefSeq and is a predicted model, not a curated record. NCBI's taxonomy places the organism in Eukaryota, Metazoa, Arthropoda, Insecta, Lepidoptera, Gelechiidae. Bases 331 to 1500 code for a protein of 389 amino acids.